Misgurnus anguillicaudatus (oriental weatherfish) is the source of this 3041-nucleotide messenger RNA. NCBI's taxonomy places the organism in Eukaryota, Metazoa, Chordata, Actinopteri, Cypriniformes, Cobitidae. The record is from RefSeq and is a predicted model, not a curated record.
CAUACACCCCAAAGGCUCUUUUCAGAGCCAUUUUACACAGCGUCUUUGCCUUUGUACAAUUUUACUUCAUCCUCCACUCCCUCCAGAGUUGUUUCCUGGCAUCUCUUGUUUUAAGGCAAUGUUUAGCCCCACUCAUAUUCCAGAUCCUGUCGAGUUAACAGCUCCAACACAGGAAAGUCUAUACCUUAUAGUGGCCUUUGAUGAAGGAGCAAGUGGACCGGUUGCAAGGGAAUGGUUUACAGGCAAAUAUGAUGGAGGCAUGGCUUGGUGGCCUCCAUAUAAAGAUUCAUACAAAAUUCUUCAGAGUAUUUUAAAAAAGACAUCACCCAACCCAUCAAAAGGAUGGAAACAGUACUCUUGUAGAGUACUACAUGAGACAAACUGCUUUGAAAGUCUGAGUAAGAGGUGGGGCAUGUCCUGUCACACCUCUGAUCUGAAUACAGACAAGGAGGAGCUGCCAGUAGUUCGCCAGCGGAGAAAACCAUCACGACUUCGAUCACCAUCACCAUCACCAUCAUCCCCCGCAUCUUGCCCUUCAUCAGACACCCAAAAUGCACCACAAAAAUCACAGUCAAAGAGAAAGAAGAAGAAAACGCACACAACACCUUGUAAAAAAAACCCUCCUCCCCCUCCCCUCCUACCUAUGGCUGGAAACAACAUCAAAGCUGUGACAAACAGGGAGCGGCCUUCUCUAGCCCAUCCAAGUUCCAGUCAGAGGAGCAAGCCUAUGUCAGUAGGAAGAAAGCUGGCAAACCCUCCCACCCCUCGUUUAACUCCUCCAACCCAUUCCACAUCAUCAUAUAGUGAAGAGACCUCAGUUAAUAUUGAAGAAGAGGCGCCAGGACUGGAGGACUGGAGGACUGAAGGCAUUCCUGACUUGAUUACAUCAGUGAACGAGGACAUUCUUCUUACUGAAUUGACAACUGUUAAUUGGCAGCAGGAAGCCGAAAAUGAAGGGCUGGGAUUUCCUGAAUUGCCACAAGAUGAUUGCCAGCAAAACACACACAGUGAUGAAGGGAUGUGCUCUCCUGAAUUGUCUGUGAACACAAACAUGCCGCAGUGUCAUGAAACCCCUCUAUCCCGUCCAGGCAUUCCAAACAGGACCCCUCAAAUGUCUGUGAACACAAACAUGUCGCAGUGUCGUGAAACCCCUCUAUCCCGUCCAGGCUUUCCAAACAGGACCCCUCAAAUGUCUGUGAACACAAACAUGCCGCAGUGUCGUGAAACCCCUCUAUCCCGUCCAGGCAUUCCAAACAGGACCCCUCAAAUGUCUGCGAACACAAACAUGCCGCAGUGUCGUGAAACCCCUCUAUCCCGUCCAGGCUUUCCAAACAGGACCCCUCAAAGUCAAGGAUUUGCCAGAUCAACUCCUGCUGGAUGCACAGCUGUUGAAAGGCUCCUUUUGGAGCAGGUCGGAGAACUGCAGCUUAAAAUGGAUUACAUAAUCAAACUACUUCAAAAGAAUACUUCUGUACCUCAUGAAGAUUUUAAUUUGAACAUGCUGCCACUGCUUACACUGCAAGACCUGGAGAACUUUGAUGACCAACUUCGGGCCGAUAGCACCUUUAAGAAGAAAGUGAUAACUAAACUGUCAUUGUCUGGUGGCAAGAACUUAAAGGAAACAGUUUGGAGAGUUUGCACAAAAAUAUUUGAUCAGAAUCUUUCAACCCAGCUGAACUGGUGCGGUAGAGGUCAAAAGACAGGCCUUAAAUCACGGCCUAUUCAUCAGGUACUCCUGGGUGCUGUGUUAAGAAAUCAACCAAGUUCCACUGAGGCUGACAUAGAGAUGACCAUAAGGAACUGGCUGCGGCUGAGCAGAGACAGGAAUGGGGGGCGGCAAAGGCGGGGCGAGCAAGCAUCUUAAAUUAUAUAAUUGGAAUGAUUUUCUUUUAAACUGAUUUUUACUAUUUUAAUAUUUUUAAACUAUUUAACUGUUAAGGGAAUUUCUUAUUUUUGUUGUCCUUUUUUAUGUGUUAGUUGUGGAGUGUGAAAAUAAAUACCUCUUGCAAAAACAAAGUAAAAAAUAAAUUUCCAAGGUCAUCUCCUUGUGCCCAUCCUUUUUUGUUAUUUCUCCCAGAAAACUCAUGUAGCCUAAUUUGAAUUAUCAUCAAACUUUAUUUUAAAAUCACUGAUCCUUUUUUUUUCUGUUAGACUGACAUUUCCCAGGUUGUCAGAUUGUGUAUGAAAUACACCCUUUACAUAAACAAUCACUUUCAAUUUAAAACUUUUUGUCAUAAAACCUGGCAGCUCAAAAGGAAGCGUUGCAGACUGCACAGCCACGGACGGAGUUUCACAUGCAAGUGGGCUAGUUGCCUACUUUUCAACUACCUCUUGUCAAAUUGUUAGGGAAUACAUUUUAUGAUUAACAAAUCACAUAAAAUGUUAUUGAGUGUUGUUGAUGCACAUUAGGAAACAUGUGUCCACAAUCUGACAGCAGUUAGCCUGCAGGGGUCUCUUUGUGAGCAAGGGCUACCACAAUGGAUAAAACAAUCUGGAGGGCUACUUUAUUUUUUUCUACUCAAAGCUUUUUUGUUUUACUUAUUGAUUUUAUUUUACUUAUUGAUAUGUUUAGUAUUGUUUAGAAUGCUAACACAUUUAAACCAAGCCAAGCUAAUAUUAAAAAAAUUUAUGUAAUAAAUUAAUAUUACAAUUGAGUAUUAAUGUGCUGACACCAUAGAGACCACUGUCCUAAACAAAUCAAUUACAUAACGGUGGGAUCCUACUAGAGCGGCGAAAAGCAUUCAGAUGCCUGGUUCCCUUUGACUUAACACUGGAACAGCUGAUUUUCAAGCAUGUGGUGUUUCCAGCGAUGCAGCCGAAAAUCAGCUGUUCCAGUGUAGUCAAAGGGAACGAGGCUGAUGCUUUUCGUCAAUGGAAGAGCGAGGCGGAUCGCGCCGCAUAGGUCAUAAUAUUUAUGGCGGGUUUACGUUGGCUCAAGGUGGGCGAUCAUUCUAAAGCCACCAUCUUCCCGAUAUCUUGCCUAUUAGCUACCGAUCUCCAUGAGACAUCUCACCGAGGCACUUUAUGUCGGGCAAGUACAU